GCACAUUCAUCCAUUCAUUUAUAUAUAUGAACCUUCUCCUUUCAAUUUUUCUUAGCAUUCCUUACUGGUUAUUUGGCUUAUUGCAUAGUAUACAAUUUAAUACACUCUUAUGUAUUUAUGGCAACAGCUCCAUCGAUUCACACGCGUUAUGUGUACUCACCACAAAUUGCUUCUCAUUAUCGCAUUAAUGGAUCCCAACAAAGGCCUUCUUAUUCUUCGUCCUCCUCCUCCUCUUCUUCUUCUUCAUACUCUGCCUCUAAUUUCUCUUCCAUCUUCCUUUCUGCAGGUAGAAACAGAGGACAGAGAAAGCAUAGUGUUGGACCUCAAGCUAUGAGUACUGCAACUCAAGGAAACUCUAUUGCUAUAACUGCUUCCAAUAUCAACAAUGGUCCUGAGCAUCUGCUUGUUCUGGUUCAUGGUAUCAUGUCCGGCUCAAGUGACUGGACAUACACAGAAGCAGAGUUAACAAAGCACCUUGGGAAAAACUUUUUGAUUUAUGCAAGUUCAUCAAAUACUUACACCAAGACAUUUUCUGGGAUUGAUGAAGCUGGAAAGCGAUUAGCCGAUGAAGUCAUGCAAGUUGUAAAAAAGACAAAGAGCCUGAAAAGAAUAUCCUUUCUAGCUCAUUCUCUAGGAGGCCUCUUUGCUAGAUAUGCAGUUGCUGUACUUUAUUCACCUGAUACCUCUACUAGUGGCAAACUUGGUGAUCCACAAAACUGUACGAUGGAAAAUUCAGAGAGAACAAACUUUUCAAAAGGAGGGUUGAUUGCUGGGUUGGAGCCAAUUAAUUUUAUAACUUUAGCAACACCACACCUUGGUGUAAGGGGGAAAAACCAGCUUCCAUUUCUAUUUGGUGUCACCAUUUUAGAAAAGAUUGCUGCACCGGUAGCUUCUUUAUUUGUUGGUCAGACUGGUACUCAGUUGUUCCUUACAGAUGGUAAUCCCAACAAACCACCUCUUCUUCUGAGGAUGGCUUCUGAUUGUGAAGAUGGAAAAUUCAUAUCUGCACUCGGAACAUUUCGAUUUCGCACUGUUUAUGCCAAUGUAUCAUAUGACCAUAUGGUUGGAUGGCGCACGUCCUCUAUAAGGAGGGAAACCGAACUUGGUAAGCCUCCAAGCCAAUUUUUGGAUGGAUACAAGCAUGUUGUUGAUGUCAAAUACUGCACCCCAGUUCCUUCUGAUGGGUCCCAAUUCACUCCCCGGGCAAUGAAAGCUAAGGAGACAGCACAAAAUGCAAGCUAUACUGAGAAUACUGUGGAAUACCAUCAAAUCAUGGAAGAGGAGAUGAUCCGGGGAUUGCAGCAAUUGGGAUGGAAUAAAGUAGAUGUCAACUUUCGCUCAGCAACCUUGCCUUUCUUUGCUCAUUACAACAUUCAUGUGAAAAAUGAAAGGCUUCACAAUGCUGGUGUAGGAGUGAUUGCUCAUGUUGCUGACAGCUUAAGACAGUCAGAAGCAACAAUUUUGGCUCCUAGCUUCUAACUUCAAAGAAAUAAAAUCAUUAUUUUAAUUCAAAGGCCAUUGAUAUUUACAGUAGCAAGGGAAAGCAAAAGACAAAUUGUCUAAUCAUGCAGGAUCAUGGAACUACUUAGUUACUAACGAACUCAUCAGAACUCAGAAGCUAAUACUCAAAUGAUAUAUUGGAUAAUUCUCAGAAUGACUUCUCUUGAUUUCUAACCAAAAAAUAAAUAAAUUAUACAAGUUAUGUCAA
This is a messenger RNA of Arachis duranensis, 1708 nucleotides long. Its product is annotated as lipid droplet phospholipase 1. NCBI's taxonomy places the organism in Eukaryota, Viridiplantae, Streptophyta, Magnoliopsida, Fabales, Fabaceae. The record is from RefSeq and is a predicted model, not a curated record. Bases 118 to 1479 code for a protein of 453 amino acids. The transcript is spliced from 11 exons.